AUAACAGAUAACUUUGUUACAUUCAGAACUCCUUAAUUAAUUAAAUAAACAACAAGUGCAAUGUCAAAUAAUAAUAGGAUUUUUCAGUGUAAGCUUUCACUUACAGAUGAAAAAGAUUUGGAAGUUUUAAAACUUUCUGAGCGCCUUUUCGAAGCAAGUACACCAAAUAUUUUCGAAGAUAUCACUGUUAAUCUUCAAGGAAAAAACAAACAAUAUUCUACAGAAGAUGCCGCUCCAAAACCACUCUUUACGUACGUGAACAACACUGUGCUGUCCGAAAUACCCACUGUUGUUAGUAUUCGGGAACUUUUCAAUAAAUACGAUCAAACUCAUUUCUCAAUUGAUAAAACGUUAACGCUUAACGAUUUCUUGAAAGAAAAUGAUUUUCUAAGCAAAAUUAUAGAUACACCAGUUAUGCAAAUCGCCAUGAAUUUUCUCCAUAAAGAAGGAUCAGAGGAAAUUAUUUAAAAAAAAAUUGGUUUACACUUUUUCCACGCGAACGGAAUGUGAUGUUUGCAAGUUGUGGUUUUAAGCAUGUUUUCAUGAAGGAAAUUGUGAAAAAGAACGAAGUCACCGGACUUCAUAAUUGGAUUUACUACUACGAUCAAGAACAAAAUAGCCAAAAUGAAUUGGAUUACAAAGGAUACUUUAUUAUACCCAAUAAGGAGCGAACGUUAAUUACCGCUUAUCCCGAUUUUUAGAGGACACAAAAAUAAUUCUAAACAUAAAUACAAAAAAUCUAUAAAAAACAUGAUUUAAUUUGA
Contarinia nasturtii (swede midge) is the source of this 764-nucleotide messenger RNA. RefSeq names its product poly(U)-specific endoribonuclease homolog. The transcript has 4 exons. Gene Ontology annotation, molecular function: RNA endonuclease activity. The record is from RefSeq and is a predicted model, not a curated record. NCBI's taxonomy places the organism in Eukaryota, Metazoa, Arthropoda, Insecta, Diptera, Cecidomyiidae. Bases 61 to 468 code for a protein of 135 amino acids.